AUGGAGGAGCUCACUGAUGAACCAAACAAAAAGGUCAAGACACUUAAAAAUGAUGUUAGGAGGAAAUGGAUGCCAGAUGUCUCAAGCAAGAAGGCUUAUAGAGCCAAGAAAGCUGCUCUAGAUGUAAUCCAAGGGAAUCAUGAGGAACAAUACUUGAGAUUAAGAGACUACUGUAUGAUUUUGGUUAAGCAAAACCCAGGGUCAACUGCCCUUUUGAAGGUGGACAGGCUUGUGCAUGAGCCAGCUGUGGUGUUCCAAAGAUUAUUUAUCUGCUUUGAUGCUCAAGCUAAGGAACCUUUCAUAGGUUUAGAUGCAUGCUUCCUCAAAGGCCCUUAUGGUGGACAACUUAUGCAUGCAACAGCUACAGAUGGCAACAUCCAAAUGUAUCCUCUGUGCAUGGCCAUUGUGGAAGCUGAAUUGAAAGAUAGCUGGGCUUGGUUUUUAGAGAAUCUGUUGAGAAUCAUAGGAAGACCUGAGGAGAGGGGAUGGUGUUUCAUGUCUUAUAGGCAAAAGGAUUUGAUUGAAGCAUUCAAGCAACUCAUGCCUAAUGUGGAGCAUAAAUUUUGUCUAAGGCAUAUGUAUGCCAAUUUCAACAAAACCUACAAAGGAAAAGAAUACAAAGAUAUGUUUUGGGGAGCAGCCUCUGCCUACACAAUUCCAGAGUUUAAUGAAAAAAUGGCAAAGAUAAAGAAUGUAGACAAAAAGGCACAUGAAUGGCUACUGAAUGAGGUUCCAGAUGUUUGGGCUAGAGCUUACUACAACCCUAGGUCCAUGGUUAACAGGAUGGAUAACAACAUGAGUGAGGGGUUCAAUACAUGGAUAUCUGAAGCAAGGGAUAAGCCCAUAGUGACAUUGGUAGACACAAUUAGGAGGCAACUUAUGGUAAGAUAUGUGGCCAGACUUGAUUACAGUAGCAAGUUUAAGGGUAAGUUGUGUCCAAGUAUUUCUAAGAAUGUUGAAAGGAAAAAGGUUAAUGCAAGAGGACUGCAGGUUAUAUACUCAGGGGGAUUAGUGUUUGAAGUGACAAGUGCAAAUAAGGUAUAUGUGGUUGACAUUGGGGAGCACAGGUGUACUUGUAGGAGAUGGGAUCUAAAUGGAAUUCCUUGCACUCAUGGAUGUGCAACUAUCAUAUCUCACAAGGCCCAACCUGAGGAUUAUGUAAAUGAUUGUUACUCAAUUGAGACAUUUAUGAGGACUUAUAGUCAGAGGAUCUAUCUAAUACCAGAUAAAAUCUUGUGGCCAACCACUAAAUGUGAUCUCAUAAUGCCUCCACCUAUAAGAACACCAAUUGGGAGGCCAAAGAAGGCAAGGAGAAAAGGAGUGGAUGAGCCCUAA
Molecule: messenger RNA, 1335 nt
Organism: Rhododendron vialii
Lineage: Eukaryota; Viridiplantae; Streptophyta; Magnoliopsida; Ericales; Ericaceae
Exons: 3
Coding region: 1-1335 (444 amino acids)
Molecular function (GO): zinc ion binding
Source: RefSeq, a predicted model, not a curated record